AUGGCAUCACCAGCAGAAGACCGUUCUGCUACAAUGGAGGAAAGCACGGGCUCAGACCCUGUCCAGUCGCAGCCAACUGCCUCCCGCUGGAGACGAGUCUUUGGAGGAAAGGCCAAAGAAGAUCCCGAGUCUGGCGAGGGCCAGACUUAUCGCUCCAAGUCGACACUGGGAAUCCUGAGUGAUAAAGAGACCGACGAAGUUCCGGGGACGGUACUUCUCCUAUCAUCCAAUCGCAAUGAACCUUUGGGAAUGAGGCAUCAGCCGCACCGGACAUCGACAUCGUCUAUAACGUCGUCUUAUCGUCCCUCGCGGUCUAAUUCUCGAACCCGGUCGGCGGUUCCAACGCAGAAGAAAACAGCGGACGGACAAUUUGUGCUUGAUCCCCAGCCGGACGACUCCCUAAAUGACCCUUUGAACUGGCCUGUAUGGCAGCGAGACGCCGCAUUGGUCUCGCUAGGCUUCUAUUGUUUGAUGGGAGGCGGCAUGACCCCCAUUUUGGCGGCAGGGUUUAACGACGUUGCAGCUGCGUACGAUGUCAGUACACAGCAGGUGGCUUUCACCACCGGGUUCUAUAUGCUAGGUCUGGGCCUGGGGUCUGUUGUGAUGUCACCCACUGCCAUUCUAUACGGGAAACGACCGGUUUACCUCUUGGGAGCGACUCUGUUCGUGGUCUCGGCAGUUUGGUGCGCAGCGUCGCCGAACUACCCAAGUCUCGUGGUCGCUCGUAUUUUCCAAGGGCUUGCCGUGAGCCCAGUCGAGUGUCUUCCAUCUGCUACAAUUGCGGAGAUCUACUUCUUGCACGAACGAGCCUAUCGAGUGGGGAUAUACACACUUUUGCUACUAGUGAGUGCCGCCAUCAUCGAAAGCCUGAGCUGGCGCUGGGUAUUUUGGAUUGUCGCCAUGAUUGUAGGCAUGUGCCUAGUCUUGCUCUUCUUCUUCGUGCCCGAAACAUUUUGGGAUCGCACACCCCGGCCGCGUGUGCCCAAGCAGAAGCGCCCGCGUGGACCUGGUCGCAGUGUCUCUGACAUUGUUUCCCACGGCUUCCGCGGGAGGCGCCCGUAUGUCCAACCUCAGGACGAGUCCACCGAACAGGAUCUGAAUGAUCCAGCAUUGGCACCGAAGAAGUCCAAGCAUGCGCAUGUUGGAUUCGCGGAUGACCACCCAGUAGAGGGAGACCACACAGUCGAGCCUGAAAAGUCAGAUCUCGUUCCCGAGACCGGCAAUACUACCAAUGGAGAACAAAGCACCACUAACCCGCCGACCCCAUCUAAUGAGAAAGGCGAUGACUUCCUCCAACCACUACCUCAGGCCCUUGUACCUGGCGCACAUCCAGAUGACCUGGAGACAGCUCGACGGGUUGCGGUAUCGCCUGCGAGGACGGAGUCACUAGAGCCUGCCAGCACACCGCUGACAGCAACCCUGCAAUACACAAACCGACUCCGUGAACGUCCGAAGAUCCCCUACUCCCAGUUACUCAAGGUCUGGAACGGCCGAAUCGCGCAAGACAGCUGGGUCCGAGUUGCCGCGCGGCCAUUUGUUCUAUUUGCUUAUCCAGCGGUUCUCUGGUCAACAGUGGUUUACUCACUCUCUGUUGGGUGGCUGAUCGUGCUUUCAGAGUCGGUUGCACAUAUCUUCCAAAGCAAAGAUCACUAUAAUUUCACCUCGCUGCAGACAGGCCUGAUCUAUAUAUCGCCGUUUGUCGGCGGUCUCCUGGGAACUGCAGUGGCAGGCAAAGUAUCGGACGUGAUCGCGCGGUUUAUGACCAGACGCAAUGGCGGCAUCUACGAGCCUGAAUUUCGUCUCGUCAUGGCAAUUCCCAUCGCUCUAUCUACUGUCAUCGGUCUGAUGGCUUUUGGGUGGAGUGCUGAGAUCGGCGACUCUUGGAUUGUCCCGACUAUUUUCUUUGGAUUGAUAUCGUUUGGUUGCUGCUUGGGCAGCACGACUGUUAUCACCUUUUGUGUAGAUAGUUAUCGCCAGUAUGCUGGCGAGGCGCUGGUGACGCUGAACUUUAGCAAGAGUAUGUUGAACUGCCCUUCGUUCUUUUUGGUCGUUGUGUCUGAUCUAACGGUUUUUCUUGCAGAUAUCCUCCACGGCCUGAUUUUCUCCCUUUUCAUCGUGGACUGGCUCGAUGCUAAUGGUUCACGCACUGUGUUCCUGUCUAUCGGUGGCAUACAGCUCUUCUUCAUGCUCAUGUCGAUCCCCAUGUACCUGUACGGCAAACGAGCUCGUAUGUGGACGGUGCGCAAGCGGCUCAUGGAGCGGCUUUAA
Messenger RNA from Penicillium mononematosum, 2268 nucleotides. Its product is annotated as putative MFS transporter. Gene Ontology annotation, molecular function: transmembrane transporter activity. Lineage: Eukaryota; Fungi; Ascomycota; Eurotiomycetes; Eurotiales; Aspergillaceae. Gene Ontology annotation, biological process: transmembrane transport. Bases 1 to 2268 code for a protein of 755 amino acids. The record is from RefSeq and is a predicted model, not a curated record. The transcript is spliced from 3 exons.